GUCAAGUAGAGAGUAAAAGUUGCCAAUAUCUUUGAUACUCAGUACAACUACAAAGUAGACAAAAAGAUACUUAAGUACAGUAACUAAUUACAUUUACUCAAAUACUUUACAACUCUGCAUUUAUGUUUAUGCACAUAAAUCAUGAGCAAACGUAUCAACAUGGAUUUUCAAGGAUGAGCUGUACACACCACAAACUAGGAAAACCAGUAAUGAGCACAACAGAUCGAAAUGAACCAGCGUCCAGAGACUUCAUAAUCUUUUCUACCCCAGAAUGCAUCUGGGUUUGGAUGCUCAUUUGAGAGGGUUCAUUCCAAUAGAAAUCCCUUUCUAUUUUUCUUGACCUCUGACCCUGAGCAGGAAAACAAUGCCACAUGCCACCAUUUUCAUUUUUUUGUCCACUUGACGCUGCGAAGGUCUAAAUUACCCUUGAGGUUCAUACAAAAGCCUCCCGAAUCUCAGCAGACCACAGACAGAAGAGGAGGAGUCUGGCAACAUAUGAUAGCUGUGGAACAAAAGGAUCUCGCUGUUUGCAUAUUCAUGCAUUUGUGUGUGUUUUAAUCCAUAUUUAGAAGUAACUUCUGUUCCAAAACCUGUUGAGGUUCCUGCCGGUUUAUUGAGUACACCGCAUGUUGCUGUUGCCAUGGUAACUACAGGUGAGGUAAUGGAAUAAGUUAACACUCAAAUGGAAUCUUUCAGGUAAUUGAUUAUUUGGUUAGUAAAUGUGGAGAAAAAAAGCUGGUAGCAAUUUUUAAUAGUUUUCUUUAAGUGAACAAUAAAAGCACUGGGUGCAAUUAAAUCUCUUCCAAUUAAAAGAGACUUUCAGCAGAAGCAGAGACAUGUUCAUUUUUAUCACGCUGUCUUCCACCGCAGACGAACAUGAUCUCAUUAAUAAGACUAUUUGUGUUCCAUCACUUUUAAUUAAAUAUGUUCUCCUUCCAGAACAAACUCUGUAUAGAAGAGAACCAGUGACCGGAGAUGAGCUUUUAAUUUGUCAAAGGAAGUCAUUCCACUGACAUGUUUUUGACAGAUCCACCAGACGAACAGGAAAGUCAUUUCAGGGGCAGAGCAAGUCGAUUUUGAUGAUCGACCAGAGAAACUCAACAGCAACACCUGCACAAUUAACGUUGUUCACUUAUAAAUGAUGGUGUUUUUUUAUCGGUGCACAUCCUUUUUGUUUUAAAUUCAUGAUCCUCUUAAUCUUUAAUCAGAAUAACUUCCCCUGCCUCUUGCAGCAACAUCUAUUAUCUUCUCUGAUGACGAAGGUGGAGCAACCUGUCACUGAAGGUCUGAUUGUGUGGAAACUGAUUCUGUUUCAGAGAAUUCGCUUUAAAGGUCUGAUGUAUUCUUCAUAAGCACGCUCAGAUCUCUCCUGAAGGUUUCACAUGCGCAUAUUAAGAGCAUUUUCUUCUGUUUUUCUGAGAUUGAGGAACUUCUUUUAUCUGUUGUAAUUUCCCCUUCCUUCAACAUCCACUUUAAACUGAAACUAAAUGAGAUUACAGGCUAAAAAAAGGCGUAAACAGGGAUUUCCACGCAUAACCUGGUAUCAAAGUCAGUUCUUCAUGAGAACACAGAGGUGAAAGGAAGAGCAAUGCUUUUGAUGAUCAAGGUGCCAUUUCAGAGGACAAAGAAACAUCUGCAAAUACUGUCAUAAUUAAGUCUGGUCUGAAAUGUAAAAGACAACUCUUCCAAGAAGGACAAAAUGUGAAACUACUUGGAUCGAAUCUUGAUGAAUCUCAAUCAUCAGCAGCAUCAGCGGAAUCGGUCAUACAAUAAUCUACUGAUGAGCACAGAAUCUCAAACUGAAAAACAACAUGAAGAAUUAGUUUUAGACCUUAAAAUGUUUCAUAAUAGUUGAUCUGAUCACAGUGUCAUUGCAUUACACACAUUUAUUUGAACAUACUGCAUAGAUCUCUGCUAUAAAAGUGCAACUAUUAGUAGACCUUUUCUCUUUUUCCAACAGUUCAUGAAGGACGAUGGCAUCUGUAAAAAAGCUGCUUCAUGAUACUCUAGAUGACCUGAAAAAAGAAGAUCUGAAGAGACUUAAGAGUUACUUAAAAGAAGAUGGACCUGUUGGAGCUGGUAAACUGGAGAAGGCUGGUGUCACUGAUAUAGUGGAUAUAAUGAUGGAGCGUUUUGGAGCAGAAGAAGCUGUGAAGAUCACACUGAACAUCCUGAGGAAGAUGAACCAGAACCAGCUGGCUGAAGAGUUACAGAACAACUACACUGAAGGGCAAAAAUCAUUAGGGCCAGCUGAGACACACACAAGAAAACAAGAUGAUUUUUGGCUGCAGGAAUUCAUGAAAACUCACAAAAUGAACAUGAAGGAGAAAGCAGAACACAUUUUUGAGUGUAAAAAGGAAAAUGAAGCACAUCUAAAGGAUGUUUUCACUGAACUCUUCAUUACGGAGGGGGAUCUUAAAGAAGUCAAUCAAGAACAUGAGAUUAUAAGGAUUGAUGAAGCCAUUAAACCCCGUAAAUCACACGACAGACCAAUCAAAUGCAAUGAUGUAUUUAGUCUGAACAAAAAUAAGAAAAAGAUUGUGCUGACCAAAGGCAUCGCUGGCAUUGGAAAAACGGUCUCAGUGCACAAGUUCAUUCUGGACUGGGCAGAAGGAAAAGCCAAUCAGGAUAUAGACUGUAUUUUCCUGCUUCAAUUCCGAAGGAUUAACUGCAUUAAAGACAGAAAAAUCAGUCUGCAUGAGUUUCUACAGAUAUUUGAUCCAGAACUGAAGAAACUGGAAACAACAAAGAUUAGUAAGAUAUAUAGUUGUAAGCUUGCGUUUAUCUUUGAUGGACUGGAUGAGAGUCGACUGACUUUGGAUUUUGACAGUGGAAUGGUGACGAGUGUUGAAGAGCGAUCAUCUGUAGAUGAACUGUUUACAAGUCUGGUCAAUGGGACUCUGCUUCCAUCAGCUCAUGUCUGGGUGACAUCACGACCAGCAGCAGCCAAUCAGAUCCCUCCUGAGUAUGUAGGAUUGUUCACAGAGGUGCGAGGAUUCACUGACCAGCAGAAGGAGGAGUAUUUCAGAAAGAGAAUCAAAGAUGAGACUCAGGCCUCCAGAAUGAUCUCACACAUUAAGAAAUCUCGUAGUCUCUACAUCAUGUGUUACAUUCCUGUGUUCUGUUGGAUCACAGCCACUGUUCUUCAGGAUGUCCCUAUUGAGAACAAUGCAGAGAACAUCAACACGACACUCACUGAAAUGUACAUCCACUUCCUGCUGAUACAGAUGAACAUGAAGAGCCAGAAGCACGACAGAAAAACAGAAAGAGUCCAUACCAAGCUCUUAGAUUCCAAUAAAACAAUGAUUUUGAAGUUAGCUAAGCUAGCAUUUGAACAGCUGAAGAAAGAAAACAUUGUGUUCUAUGAGGAAGAUCUGAAAUCAAGUGGUAUUGAUGUGGAUGAAGACUUUGAGUCCACAGGAAUGCUCACUGAGAUCUUUCAGCAAGAAUCUGUACUUCAUGAGAUGAAGGUCUUCUGCUUUGUGCAUCUGAGUGUUCAAGAGUUCCUCGCUGCAGUGUAUGUGUUCCUCUGCUACCUGAACAGAAACAUGGAUGAGCUGCGUUUUUUCAGUGAAGAAGCACAAAAUGUGGUCAGGCCUGACCACAUCGACAUGCCAGACAAAAAUAUUGCUUUACAUGAUUUACUAAAGAAGGCUGUUAGGAAAGCAAUGCAAAGUCAGAAAGGACAUUUAGAUCUAUUUUUACGGUUUCUGCUGGGAAUUUCACUAGAAUCAAAUCAGAGACUGCUCCAGGGCCUGUUCACAGACACUGAAGACAGCAAAGACAGCGUCACAGAAGUGACCAAACACAUUAAAGAACUAUUACAAAACCAUGAGUUUAUCUCACCUGACACUUCAGUCAACCUGUUCUACUGCUUACUUGAGCUCAAUGACAAUUCAUUUUAUACAGAAAUCCAAAGAUACUUCAGAUCAUCUCCAGAAAGAGAGCUCUCAUCUUCCAUGUGCUCAUUGAUGGCUUAUGUACUGCUGAUGUCAGAGGAGGUGCUGGAUGUGUUCAACCUGAGUAUGUACGACACAUUAGGAAGCCAUAGAAAUCUCCUGCCAGCUGUAAGAUGUUGCAGAAAAGCCAUACUUUACUGGUGUUAUCUCGAUCACACCUGCUCCGAAACUGUGGCUUUGGCCCUGCAGAUACCAAACUCACCCCUGAUAGAGCUGGACAUGAGUCGCAAUGACCUGUGUGACUCAGGAGUGAAGCUGCUCUCUGAUGGACUGAAGAGCCCAAACUGUCAGCUGAAGAUAUUGAGAUUAUCUGACUGUAAGGUGACAGAUGAAGGCUGUGGUUAUCUGGCUUCAGCUCUGCAUUCAAACCCCUCACAUCUGAGAGAGCUGGAUCUGAGCUUCAAUCACCUGGGAAAAUCAGGAGUCAAGAUGCUCUCUGAUCUACUGAAGGAUCCAAACUGCACACUGAACAAACUCAAAUUGGAAGGCUGUGAUCUCACUGGUCAGUGCUGUGAAAUUGUGGCAUCAGCACUACAAUCAUCAAACUCCCGUCUGAUAGAGCUGGACAUGAGUGACAAUAACCUGUAUGAUUCAGGAGUGAAGCUACUCUCUGAUGGACUGAAAAGCUUAAACUGUCAGCUGGAGAUACUGAGAUUAUCUUGGUGUGAGGUGACAGAUGAAGGCUGUGGUUAUCUGGCUUCAGCUCUGCGUUCAAACCCCUCACACCUGACAGAGCUGGAUCUUAGCUUCAAUAACCUGGGAGAAUCAGGAAUCAAGAUGCUCUCUGAUCUACUGAAUGAUUCAAACUGCACUCUGAACAAACUGCAUACUGAGCGAUACGAAUAAUCUCACACUGGAUCCAAACACAGCAGACAUUUGUCUCAUUCUGUCAGAGGAGAACAGAAAUAUGACGCUCGUGUUUGAGGAUCAGCCGUAUCCUGAUCAUCCAGAGAGAUUUGAUGAGUGUCGUCAGGGUCUGUGUAGAGAGAGUCUGACUGGACGCUGUUACUGGAGGAUGAAUGGAGUCAGUCAAUGAAUAUCAGUGACAUAUAAAGGAAUCAGCAGAUGCUGUAAAUUUGGAUUUAAUAAAAUAUCCUGGAGUCUGAACUGUUCUGAUUACAGAUUCACUGUCCGUCACAAUAAUCAGAGGACAUCAUAUCUGCCCCUUCAUCUCCUCUAACAGAGCAGGAGUGUUUCUGGACUGAUCGGCCGGUACUUUGUUCUUCUACAGCGUCUCUGACACUCACACACAUUCAACACAAUCAGUUUAUAUGUUCACUUCUUUUGUUUUGUUCACUGGUUGUCAUACAGUCAUGAUUAUUUACUCUUAUAAUCUUUAAAUGUUUUUGAGGAACAGGAAGGAGUAAUCUGCUGAAAUGUUUCUUCUAUCUUUUUUGUUUUCACUUCUGCUUCACAGUUAGGAUGAUUUCUGAGGUUAGUUAUGAAAGAGCUUUACAGGGACCUCCAUUAAAUCAUCCAUUAUCCAGUUGUACAGAAUAUCAUCUGCUUUUGUGUUUCACCAGAAAGUCAAGAGCACAUUCAUUCAAGCACUAUAAGGAUAAUUUCUGCUCAUUUUUGUGUAGACAGACAGAUCACAAACCACACAUUUUUGUCAUACAGAUGUUCAUAAUUAAUGAUGCAUUUCAUUGUUUUGAUGAAAUGUAAAGAUUUAGAUAUUCAUAUACAGCGGCCUCUAAAAGUAAUUGGGACACGAUAAAACAUUUAUAAAUGUCUUUGCAUUUGUUUUUCAAUCAAAAUAUGAAAUAAUAUAUUGUUUUUGCACUCUCAGGAAAAGCUGUCACUUUCAUAAGAUACAUCUUUAUACUUUGUUUACCCCUUAAAGGUACAAAUUAGUAGUUUUGACAGUCGGGUUCUGGAUAAGGAUACAGAUUUUCCUCUUUAUUCCCACACAGGAAGUCAGCAGAUAUUCAGUGUCACAUGUGUGAAGCAUUUGGCGCAUGAUUUGUUUUCAUCCCACGUUACAGCGCAGACAGAGGAGGCGUUUCAUUGGAAGAGGUGAAUGAGAGAGGACAGCCAUUUAACAAUCAGUGACUGACAGCAUUUCCACCAACACAUCGCUUCAAUUGACCUAAAAUAUGAUCCUCUUACAGUGUCUAGUUUUGUUUUAAAUUCUGUUAAGAAGCCAAGAUGAAGUUUUUUCUUGUAAAACAUACUUCAAUAAUAAUAAUAAAAAAAAAAUCAUUUUAUGUAUUUUAGUUUUAGACCUUUAAAUUUACAGAUGCCAUGAAAUCAAAAGCAUAUUUUUAUGUAUUUUCUGUCUAGUGUAUAUCAUCAUCCGCAGAAUGGCAUGUCAUAUCCAAAUAUAACUCCUCAAAGAUGUAAGAAAGUCAGAACAAAGGGUUUUACAAAGAUUAUUGGAGAAAAUACUCAUUAUACUUCAAAAUUUCACCUUUAAUUCAAUGUGUUACUUGCCAAUUCUUUGUGAAAUUUCCUAGCACCUUGAGUGAAAAUUGUUUCUUCACCAAAAUAUAUGCUAAAGUAUGAUGCUAAACAGGCCUGGUUCUAGGAUUGCGUGACUGGGGGGGCAUUUCGAAAACUUGGUGGGGCAGCAUAAUAUGAUUUAUGAUUCAUAGGUUUAUGAUCCCCCCCCCCACCCCCUUUUAACUACUAAACAGUUUCCUCCAUUUUUCAGAUUUUUUCAGAUUAAUAACAGCUUCAAAUUUAAUAUUAAUCACUGUGAUUCUGAAAUUGAAACAAUAGUACAUUUGUUUUUUGACUGUUUAGUUACAAUUGUUUAAAUAGACUGUUUAGAGACUUUUGGUCUAACAUACGAAUGGCUUAAAAUUACAAUUAAUUUGAUUACUAAAUAUUACAUAACUUUUGGUAUAAUAAUGGAAGAUACACACAUUCAAUUUCUACUGAACAAUAUUUUCAUUUUGGGAAAAUGUUAUAUUCAUGUUAUAUUAAUUUACUGUAAGUUCCUUAAAACAAAGCCAUUGUUUUCUGUUUUUCAGAAAGAAUUUUGGAUUUACUCUAAAUCUUUAAGAAUGGUAAAAUUUAAAAGUGGAAGAAGACAACUUGGUUCAUUGAAGAAAUUUAAACCAUUAGAAGACCUGGUUGCAUGAUUCUUUCCUUUUUCUUAUUUUAUUUAAAGAUCUACUUUUAUUUAGUUCUGUCCUACAAAAGCUUCAUAAAACACUUUCCAGAAGACAAAAUAAAAACAAUUUACCCCCCAACCAUCCUGUGCAAAUGUUUAUACCCCCUGAAUUUUAAUGCAUUGUUUCCUUCUGGAGUAUCAGUAAAUGUUUUCACCAUUUGUAACAGUUGGGUAUGAGAAGAGUCCCAAACAUGGGCCUAAUCAUAAAGAAAAUCAUAAAAACAGUUGUAAAUUAAUGACACACAGUACUGAGAAUAAAUUAAGUGUAUGUAAACUUUUGAACUGCUUAAUUUGUGUAAAGGCAGAUAUUAUAUAUUGUGGGCUAUAUGUAAACAUCUCAUAAUAAUACAUUUUUGUUGCAGUGCCAAAAUUAAAAAAAAAACUAUUUUUGAUCUCACUUAUUUAUUUUUUAAAUUAUUG
Megalobrama amblycephala (Wuchang bream) is the source of this 7497-nucleotide messenger RNA. RefSeq names its product NACHT, LRR and PYD domains-containing protein 12-like. Gene Ontology annotation, molecular function: protein binding. The record is from RefSeq and is a predicted model, not a curated record. The transcript is spliced from 9 exons. Bases 1974 to 4805 code for a protein of 943 amino acids. Lineage: Eukaryota; Metazoa; Chordata; Actinopteri; Cypriniformes; Xenocyprididae.